UUCACAGUAAUUGCCAGAAAAUGUUUAAUAGCUGGGUUUUUGGAUUUCAAGAAAUAUGAAACGCAUUAUAACUCAUUCUCAAAAAUCUGGAAUUUGGAUGCUGAUGAAAUGAUAGAUGAAAAUGAACUAUUAACUAAAGAAGAUUUCAAGAGGCCUGUGCCGUCGAGUGAUUGUGGCAUAUCUUACAAAGGGAAGAAGAGAGCGUGUAAAAAUUGUACUUGUGGCCUUGCUGAAAUGGAAGCUGCUGGAAAGAGCCAGAUUUUACCUCAGUCUUCAUGCGGAAAUUGCUAUCUCGGUGAUGCGUUUCGAUGCUCAAGUUGUCCUUAUCGUGGUUUGCCACCUUUUAAACCGGGUGAAAUCGUUCAAUUAUCAAUUGUCGAUGAUCUUUGA
Molecule: messenger RNA, 390 nt
Organism: Dracunculus medinensis (Guinea worm)
Lineage: Eukaryota; Metazoa; Nematoda; Chromadorea; Rhabditida; Dracunculidae
Source: the annotation of a GenBank genome assembly